This is a messenger RNA of Marchantia polymorpha subsp. ruderalis, 1270 nucleotides long. The record is from the annotation of a GenBank genome assembly. NCBI's taxonomy places the organism in Eukaryota, Viridiplantae, Streptophyta, Marchantiopsida, Marchantiales, Marchantiaceae.
UGUUGCUGGGCUGCGAGAGGUCCACGUCGGGCCGGGCGUGCUUUCUGCGUCGGACGACUCGCUCGCUUCCUUCGUUCGGUGGCUCGUCCCGCCACGAGUCCACGAGCUGCGGGCACUUGCCGUCGCUCCCCGAAGUCCUCCUCCCUCCGCUGCUGCCUUUCCGACCUCUCUUCUUCCAUCCCCUCGCCAGCUCCACCACAAGAAUUGCGCAUCGCCAGCCCACCGGGAGAUGCCAUCGCUGACUGUAGUAUUUCUUCUGUCCGCUGCCGGUCUACUCAGCUGAAUACCCAACACCUCGCGCAGGCUCUCGGUACAUCAACCACUCGAGCUUCACAAUCUGAAAGACGAGUAUUGCAAGGCGUUGAGCGAGCGAGUGAGCGAGAGUGCCGGCGGAGAUAAGACCUUACACUACCCAAAUGACUAUGCUAAAUUCUCGAACGUCUUACGAGGACUUUUAGAUCUUCGUGUAGGUGUCGGAGGUGUGCAGUGCAGUGUAGUUUGAAGGGUUGCGUAAGUAUUUUGAAGAAAUCGUGUGAUUUGGAGGACGACAGGGAUGGCUGCAUUGGGAGCAGCAACGUUGGUGUCAUGCUCGGGAUUGCAGAGCAAGAGGGCUUCUGAGCUGCCGGGGCAGAUGAAAGGAGAAGGACUCGGUCAGCUGAGGAGUGGUUUUAGCAUGGUAAGAGUAGCUAGACCCGUCAGACCACAGGUUAGGAUGGGGAAUCCCAACGAAGGCAAAGGAGUGUUCGCUCCUCUCGUCGUCAUAGCCAGGAACAUCCUCGGCACCAAGCGCUUCAACCAGUUGAGGGGAAAGGGAAUCGCCCUGCACUCUCAGGUCAUAACUGAGUUCUGUAAAUCUAUUGGAGCCGAUGCCAAGCAAAGGCAAGGCUUGAUUAGACUGGCGAAGAAGAACGGAGAGAAGCUGGGAUUCCUGGCAUAGAUAAGAAUCUGUUCUGCGAAUGUUUAGGAGGGAAUCGACUCCGUUCAGUGUACAGACUGAAUGCCCAUUAUGUCAGACCCGUGCGACGAGACGAGACCUUCAUCUGCUUGUAGCAUAGUUCUUCCGAUUCUUGCAGUGGAACCAAGCGUCUCUCUCUGACAUUAGGACUAUCAUUUUAUUACUUCUGUCAUAUAUGUAUUUAAGCCUGAUAAUGCCGGCUUAUCAUUAAUCAGGACGAGAGCAAGCCGCAUAGCUUGCAGCUGUGAACACACCUCCAGCCAACUGGCUAGGACCACAGAAAUUGAAGAUUACGUAUCGAAUUUUUUGGCCGCA